AUGGCUUCCUUUCUUCAACUCCUCCUUCUCUUCUCUCUCUCCUUCUUCUCCCUCUCCUCCGGCGUUCCGUACGAAGCCAUCCUCGAUGCCGCCGACAUUCUCUUGGAUUCAGGCUUCAUUUCCAUGGCUCUGACUAUCGAAGUCGUUGCUAAAACCCUUCUCCUCCAAUCUCCUUCCCUCACUGUCUUCGCUCCAUCUGACUCUGCCUUCGGUAAAACGGGUCAGCCAUCGCUCGAUCUGCUCCGAUUCCACGUCGCUCCAAUGCCAUUGCCGGCGCAGAGCAUCCGACUGCUCCCUUCCGGCGCCAAAAUUCCAACGAUGUUCGAUAAGAACUCUCUGGUCGUCACCACGCCGCCUUCUGAUCGAAGAAUAUCACUGAACAAUGUCAGGGUUAAUAUUUCCCCAAUCUACGAUGACGGCUUCGUUAUAAUCUACGGAAUCGAGAGGUUCUUCGAUCCCAAUUUCAAGUACGUGCCGCCACAUCGAAGAUCGCAUCCAAAUCCUGCGUGUGGUGCAACGAACGAGACUGUGAGUUCCAGCAAUUCUUCGAAAGAAGCCGUUAGAGCCUUGAAUGCCGGAGGGUACUCUGUGAUGGCUUCUUUUCUCGGAAUGCAAAUAUCUAUUGAUGAGACUCCGAUGACCGUAUUUGCCCCGGCGGAUAAUGCGGUGGUAAGUCAUCUUGGGAAUUUCAGCGACUAUCCAUCGUUCUUUCUUCGCCAUGUUGUGCCCUGCAAGCUUCUCUGGAACGAUCUGGUGGAUUUAAGCGAUGGGUCUGAAAUCCCCACGUAUUUGGAUGGGUUUUCCAUUAACGUCACGAGGGCAAGUGGAAUAUUGGUGCUGAACGGAGCCCAAGUUUUCUUUCCAAAUAUGUUCUACAAUAACGAGCUUGUCGUUCAUGGCGUGAAUGAUGUUCUGGCGACGGACGAGAAGACCCAGGAAGCUGCUGAAUCUUCCUCUAAUUUGGAAGCUAAGCGUGAUGAUGAGGAAACUUUGUUUGACCCUGGCGAAUUUUGAGG
Molecule: messenger RNA, 1016 nt
Organism: Neltuma alba
Lineage: Eukaryota; Viridiplantae; Streptophyta; Magnoliopsida; Fabales; Fabaceae
Product: putative fasciclin-like arabinogalactan protein 20
Exons: 1
Coding region: 1-1014 (337 amino acids)
Source: RefSeq, a predicted model, not a curated record